AUGAGUGUGGAUGAAAGAAAAUUACCAUUAAAUACGGUAUUAUUUACAUAUUCGCCCACAGAUUCAUCUACCUAUCGUUUAUUUGAUACAAAUCGUAAUCAUAAUUCAUUUGUUAAAUUUGAUUCUGAAACGGGUCGUUUAAUAUUGCAACGUUCAAUUGAUCGUGAACUCUUAUGUAUUGAGCAUAUAUGCGAUUGUACAAAAUGUCAAUUAAAGAUAGAAAUAAUUGAAUGGCAACAAUCAAUCACAACCUAUGCCGUUUUAAAAUUGAUAUUGAUUAUUAAUGAUAUUAACGACAAUGAGCCAAUGUUUAAUCGAGAUGUAUACGAAUUAAAUAUAAUGGAAAAUGUACCAAUAAAUUUUUUAUUACAAUUAGAAUCAGCUAGUGAUCCAGAUUUAAAUGAUAAUAGUAGAAUUGGUUAUGAAUUAAUAUCAUUGAAUAAAUCAUUAUCAUUACCAUUUGAAUUACAUCAUGUUGAACAAAGUAACACCAUAGCAUUACGAGUCAUUGGACAAUUAGAUAGAGAAUUAGUAGAUACAUAUCUAUAUCGUCUAACAGCUUACGAUUACGGUCAUCCAAGAAAACAAAGUUCAACUAUUCUUCAUAUUGUCAUUAAUGACAUUAAUGACAAUACAGCUGUAUUAGAACGUCAAUGGAUUAACUUAAAUGUUAGUGAAGACACUCAAAUUGGAACAGAAUUAACAAGAGUGAUUGCCACUGAUGCUGAUAUUGGUCUCAAUGGAAAGAUUCAUUACUCAAUAACCAAUGGUAUUCCAACUGUAUGGAUUGAUUAUUUUCGAAUUAAUGAAAUUACAGGAGUUUUGACUCUUGUUAGUCCACUUGAUUAUGAAUCUGAACAAUAUUUUCGUUUAACUAUUCAAGUUAAAGAUCUUGGUGAAAGUUCAAUGCCUGUAUUUUGCACCAUCGAAUUAAAUAUAACAGAUCGAAAUGACAAUGCUCCCAGUGUUUACAUUACAUUCGUUGAACAACCAGAGUAUGGAUUAUAUCAAAAUCAAUCAACAAUUUAUAUUCCAGAAAAUAUUCAAUCACGACAAAUUAUUGCACAUGUAGCUGUAAACGAUUUGGAUUCAAAUGAAAAUGGUCGAUUAGAAUGGCAUAUUGAAAGUGAUCUGUUACAAACAAAAACUAUUGAUAAUCAAUCAUUUCUACUUUUGAUUCGUAAUAAUGUGUUAAUUGACCGAGAAAAACAAGAUUAUCAUAAAUUAAUUUUAUUUGUCAAUGAUAAAGGUGUACCAAAAAAAACAAUUCAAAUGGAAUAUGAUAUUAGAAUUACGGAUGAAAAUGAUAAUGAACCAAUAUUUAAUGAAACAAAUUGUAAUAUUCAAUUAUUAGAAAAUAAAACAUAUGGUCCAUUAUUCAUUGUCAAUGCAUACGAUAUUGAUAUUAAUGAAAAUAGUCGUAUUACCUAUAAAAUAAUACCACCUAAUGAUAAAUAUUUCUAUAUUACAUUCAAUGGUGAGGUAUACGCAAAUAAUACAUUGGAUUAUACAAUAACAAGAAAUUAUGAAAUAGAAAUAAUGGCACAAGACAAUGGUACACCUAUUCGAUUGAAUAAAACAAAACAAUGUAUAAUAUCAAUUCAAAAUUCUAAUGAGCAUCAACCUAUUUUUGAAAAAAAUUAUUAUAAAUAUCAUUUAACUGAAAAUAGUCAAGUACCUUUAAUAAUUGGACAAAUACGUGCAUAUAUUAAUCAUGAUUAUUAUGAACAAUUACAUUAUUCAAUUCAAUCGAAUAUAACAUAUCUUCCGUUUAGUAUUGAUGAACAUGGAACACUUAUACUCGUUGGUACACUAGAUUUUGAACAAAUUCAACAAUAUAAUUUUUUCGUUCAUGUAAGAGAUAAUAGACAAUUAACCAAUACUGUACCAGUUCAAAUUGAUAUCAAGAAUGUGAACGAUAAUUGUCCAAAAAUUCACCUAACAUCCGAUGUAUUCUAUAUUAAUAGGGAUAAUUCUGCAAUUAAUGGUAAUAAUAGUGAACAAUUAGGUCAAAUUCAAAUUGAAGAUGCUGAUAAUGAUACUGCAAUAUUAAAAAUAUUAAAUUCACAACAAUCUCCUGUUCAAUUAAUACAACUAUCUCAUAAUCAAUAUAGUAUUCAUACAAUUGAUAAAUCUAAAUUAGUCGAAGGUCUAUAUUUAAUUGAGAUUAAUGUAUUCGAUGGUCAUGAUACUCAAAUCGAACGAUGUGAUUUAACAGUAAAAAUAAUGAUUAUUUGUGGUACUAAUCGUACAAAUAAAACUGUUGCUUUAUUAUUGGGUAAACAAGAACUUUUAAAAAUUCAACAACAAAAACGAACAUUAUCUACAUCAUCCACAACAAUUCGUCGAUACUAUUAUUAUAUAAUUGCUUUUCUAUGUUUCAUCAUUGUAAUCUCAUUUAGCACAAUAUUGAUGGCAAUAUGUUUACGUACAAUUAUUUCCAAUGUACAAAGUAGACGAUACAAUUGUAAACGAAAAACAAUUGAAUAUCAACAACAACAACAACAACAGCGAUUGUACGAUAUUUAUAUGGGAGAUGAUGGCAGUAGUGAUGGUGGUACUGGUGGUAGUAGUAAUAAUACCGGGAAAAAAGAUGAUUCAUUAUUACAUGAAAGACAAAUGCUUGUGAGUGGAGAUGAUACAUCGUUUGAAUCUGAUUCUACAAACGAAAGAACAAAACAUACUUUAUCAUCUAAUGUCAAUGCUGGUGAAACAUUGUUACGACCAUGUUUUGGAGAUAGAAGUAUUAGAAUACGUAAUAGUUAUCCAUUACCUUAUUUUUCAAUGAAAAAUAUAUUGGAAAAUGGAAUUUUAGCAUCAACCACAUGUAAACCUAGAGACAGCGGUUAUGAAUCGAUAGAUGUUGAUUCUUCAUUACCUCUACAGCAACAACAACCAGAACAUCAAAUUCACCAUACAAAAGGUUUAUUAAUUGGGCGAGACUUUAAUAAGUAUCAUACAAGUAACCGUCUCGAUUUGACUGUAAAUACGACACAUUCAAAGUACCAUAUAAUAGGUAUACCAAGUGUAUCAUCAUCAAUGUCAACGGCGAGUACCACAAAUGAACGUCCAUCGCCAUUACAACAACAUUCGUCUAUCAAUAAUUUACACUAUUUUAAAGAAACAGAAAUGCAAACAUUUCGAAAACCGACAGUCCGAUUAGCUGAAGAAGAAAAAGUUGAUGUUUAA
Messenger RNA from Didymodactylos carnosus, 3189 nucleotides. NCBI's taxonomy places the organism in Eukaryota, Metazoa, Rotifera, Eurotatoria, Philodinida, Philodinidae. The record is from the annotation of a GenBank genome assembly.